CAAUUUUCCAGUACAGUUACCUUCUUCUCCACAAGUACCAAAUAAUCCAAGAACCCUAAAAUUCAAAAUCACAGUUAUCAAUUGCGAUAUACAGACACAGUAAACAAGGCACAAAUCGACUGUAAAACAAAUGCAAUCGCCAUGUAUAGACGCCUGCAAAACGGCCUUCAGCAGCAGCAUCUUCCAGAAAGGUCUCCGCCGCCACCAAUUCCUCGGAAAUCCGACUGAUUGUCGCUCGAUUCUCUCUUUUCCGACGCGCAGGCGGAGCUCACAUCAAUUCAUAUCGUGCAAUUUUAACGGCGGAAUCAGUCCCCGUUUGGAUAAUUCUGAAAUUAAUUGCAGAAGAGUGGAAGCGCGGGCGAAGGGGAAGGAGAACGUGUGGAGUAUAGACAACAACGAGGUGCCUAAAAUCGACAAGGAGAAGAGUAGAAUUAGGAGGAAGAAGAAAAGGGGAGGGAAGAGAGUGAGGAAUGUUGCAAGGAAAGGUGAUAGAGUUCUGGUCUCUGGUUCGAUGUUCAUGGAAGUUGAAACCGUUUUACAAACGCAGGAUCCAGUUAUUAUUCCUGCAUGGUAUACGUUUGCAAGUAGUGUCAGUGGUAUAUGGAAGGGAGUGGGAGCAGUGUAUUCGCCCAUUACCGCAGAAAUGGAGCCGAUAGACAUUGGAAGUAGGAAUCAGAACUUAUUCGAUUGUUAUACUCUGACACGUAUCGAGGCGUUGCCAUCUACUUCUGGGGAUCAGAGUUCUAAAAUACAUCGCACGGUAAAAUGGGUCACGUUGAACCCUUGUGGUGAAGCUCCGCAUAAUGGAGAUGGUCUUGGAAAUAAAAGACAAGAUGAAUCUUUGCCGAAAAUUGAAUCGUUCGACUUUGGAAAAACUGACGUGAUGGAAGAAGAUGUUAUGGGGAUGGAACCUGGUCUUGUUUUCUUUGAGGAUGGAUCUUAUUCCAGGGGCCCAAUGGAUAUUCCAGUAGGUGAAAUCGACGAUUCCAAAUAUUUCCUUUCCCCAACUUUCAAGUUUGAACAAUGUUUGGUUAAAGGUUGCCACAAAAGACUGCGUGUUGUUCACACCAUAGAAUUCAGUAAUGGGGGUUCGGAUAUCCAAAUAAUGAGGGUUGCUGUUUACGAAGAAGAAUGGGUUAGUCCCUCCAAUAUCCCCGACACCAGCGAGUUGGAGCUAGAUUUGAAGCCGUUUUCUCAGAGAAAAAGGGUCCAACCAUUAGAGCUAACAGGCUCGUGGAAGGUAUUUGAAGUGAGCGCCACACCUAUAUACGGUGAAGAUAUAACAACAAUCGAGGAACAAAACAGCACACCUUACGUAUAUCUGUGCACCGAAAACCUUAAAAAGAGAAAUUUGCCAGAAAAUGUCGUUUAUUUUGGAGAGGAAGAAAUGCUGGAUUUGCAAGAUGUUUCAGUUUUGUGGCUACCUGGUGGUGUGACCGCCUAUGUGGAUGUGAAAAAAGACGGCAUUCUUUGUAUAGGCGUUGGGUGGUAUUCAGACGAAGGAAUCAAUCUUGUAAUGGAAAGGGACUACGGAUUAGAUGGGAAACUUAAGGAGGUUCGAUCCAAGUCUGAGAUGAAGAGAAGAUGGAAUAAUCCUCCACCUAUGUAAGUUCUUCUCCAAUUUCCUCGUCUCGGGAUAUAUUUAGUAAUUAAUUUUAGUGUGUGUUUUUUUAUAUCAAGAAAUUAAUCGAAAUUGCUUAUGCGUGUUUUUUAUAUCUAAAAAGUGUUUUUUAUAUCAAAAAAGUGUUUUUUAUAUCAAAAAAAUGAACCGAAAUUUCUUACUUUAGCACUACUUGGCCAUGACCAUGCAUCCAGUUGCAAUGGAGAAAUCAGAAAUUUCUCUAUAUUCGGAACAGUUCUAGCUUCCCUAUUUUUCUUCUUUCUUUACUCCCAAUUAAGUUUUCGUGUUUUGUUGUAGUGAA
This is a messenger RNA of Erythranthe guttata (spotted monkey flower), 1922 nucleotides long. Its product is annotated as dihydroorotate dehydrogenase (DUF3598). NCBI's taxonomy places the organism in Eukaryota, Viridiplantae, Streptophyta, Magnoliopsida, Lamiales, Phrymaceae. The record is from RefSeq and is a predicted model, not a curated record.